AUGUCCGCUGAAAUUGACAAGCUACGGCGCCUUCUUGCAAAAGAGCAAAGUCUUCGUGAAGAAGAGCAGCGCCUCCGGAGAGAGGAUAGGGAGAAUCUCGCAGAGGAACAACGUCUUCGAAGGGAGGACCAGGAGAAGACAUCUAAAACCAGCCUUCCCACAUUUCUCGACGGUCUCCAUCAUCAUCUCUUUCUUGGUCUUGAAGUUCAGCAGGAUAAGACUCAAUCCACGCGUGGAGAUCCCGCAAAUGCGACCAACAAACUUCGCCCCAGAAAACUUAAAGCCUGGGACUCCUUCGCGAAGAAACAACAGGAGAUUUAG
Penicillium brevicompactum is the source of this 321-nucleotide messenger RNA. RefSeq lists its product as uncharacterized. Bases 1 to 321 code for a protein of 106 amino acids. The transcript has a single exon. The record is from RefSeq and is a predicted model, not a curated record. NCBI's taxonomy places the organism in Eukaryota, Fungi, Ascomycota, Eurotiomycetes, Eurotiales, Aspergillaceae.